GUGAGUUUAAUCAGGGUUGGAGUUGACCGGAUCUUGGAACUUUAAAACCCCAUUUUACAGCGUUUUAUGUUACAGCAACACGGUUAUUCGCUUUAGUUUUGUGCGCUUCGCUGUUUGCUCCUUCAGACGCACCAAUUCAGUGCAUUUUCCAGCAGAGAUCAUUGUGAGAUCGCAGGUCAGGAGGAUGACAGCUCGAGUGUAUUGCUCGUUGAUUGCUGUUUUGUAUUGUCUAUCCGGAUACUUGAGCACUACAGACGCUCUUCCAAGAAAAAACACAGUAAAGCCCGGAGAGUGUCCACCCCAAUUCAUCUGGAAUGAAAUCGUGUACCACGUCAUGUAAAAGUGACUCUAACUGUCCCAACAAUGAGAAGUGCUGCAGCAAUGGAUGUGGACAUUACUGUACAGCUCCGUAUACAGUGAAGCUGGGUCAAUGUCCCAAACCGAAGAUUCAAGCAUGUGCUGAAAGCUGUUUCCAUGAUGGCCAGUGCCCUGCCACACAGAAAUGUUGCCCAACCACCUGUGGUCAUGCAUGCAGUGAACCUCGUGGUCAGGGAAGUGGUUGGGGAAGUAGUCAAGGUCGCGGAAAUGUUAAAGUAAAAGGUCAAGGAAGUGGUCAAGAAAAUGAUCAGGGAAGUGGUCAAGGUCGGGGAAGUGGUCAAGUAAAAGGUCAGGGUAGUGGUCGGGGAAGUGGUCAAGUAAAAGGUCAGGGUAGUGGUCAAGGUCGGGGAAGUGGUCAAGUAAAAGGUCAGGUAAGUGGUCAUGCUCAGGGAAGUGGCUGGGGAAGUAGUCAAGGUGGUGGUGGUAGUGGUUGGGCAAGUGGUCCUGGUUGGGGAAGUGGUUGGGGAAGUAGUCAAGGUGGUGGUGGUAGUGGUCAGGGAAGUGGCUGGGCAAGUGGUCCUGGUUGGGGAAGUGGUUGGGGAAGUAGUCAAGGUGGUGGUGGUAGUGGCCAGGGAAGUGGUUGGGCAAGUGGCCAGGGAAGUGGUUGGGAAAGUGGUCCUGGUUGGGAAAGUGGUUGGGGAAGUAGUCUAGGGGGAAGUGGUCAGGGAAGUGGUUGGGGAAUUGGUCAGGGAAGUGGUUGGGAAAGUGGUCCUGGCUGGGGAAGUGGUUGGGGAAGUAGUAAGGUGGUGGUGGUAGUGGCCAGGGAAGUGGUUGGGAAAGUGGUCCUGGUUGGGGAAGUGGUUGGGGAAGUAGUCAAAGUGGUGGUGGUAAGGGAAGUGGUUGGGGAAGUAGUCAAAGUGGUGGUGGUAGUGGUCAGGGAAGUGGUUGGGGAAGUAGUCAGGGAAGUGGUUGGAAGUAGUCAAGGUGAUGAAAGUGGUCACUGAAACUUUGCAUAACACUUACUGGAGAUCUUUUCAAUUCAAUGCUUUAUUCAUAUGGCAUGUUCUCCCCCCACAAAUAAAGAAUAAAUUGCUUGAUUUGA
This is a messenger RNA of Cyprinus carpio (common carp), 1420 nucleotides long. RefSeq names its product glycine-rich protein DOT1-like. The transcript has 4 exons. Gene Ontology annotation, biological process: antibacterial humoral response; innate immune response. Gene Ontology annotation, cellular component: extracellular region. Lineage: Eukaryota; Metazoa; Chordata; Actinopteri; Cypriniformes; Cyprinidae. The record is from RefSeq and is a predicted model, not a curated record. Bases 315 to 1322 code for a protein of 335 amino acids. Gene Ontology annotation, molecular function: peptidase inhibitor activity.